Williopsis jadinii is the source of this 2862-nucleotide messenger RNA. It is a transcript of the gene REV1, whose product is annotated as deoxycytidyl transferase. Gene Ontology annotation, biological process: error-free translesion synthesis; error-prone translesion synthesis. The transcript is spliced from 2 exons. The record is from RefSeq and is a predicted model, not a curated record. Lineage: Eukaryota; Fungi; Ascomycota; Saccharomycetes; Phaffomycetales; Wickerhamomycetaceae. Bases 1 to 2862 code for a protein of 953 amino acids. Gene Ontology annotation, cellular component: nucleus. Gene Ontology annotation, molecular function: deoxycytidyl transferase activity; DNA-directed DNA polymerase activity; damaged DNA binding.
AUGAGUACGCUGGAGGAUGAUGAAUUGAUCGAGCUCAUUACAAGUUGGAGUCAAAAGCGCAAGGCAUCCUCACCUAAAGCAGCGGACAUUAACACCAAUGACGCGGACCAGCCCUCUCACUCAUCGUCUCUUUCCUUCCAACUAGCGCAAGAGGACAACGAAGAAUCUGUUGAUGAUCUUGGUGGAGACGAUAAGGGCCCCAUCUUUGGUGAUUACGCUUCCUACUUCGCUACAAAGGCCCAGAAUCAACAGAUUGAAGACGAGAAGUUUCUCGAGUGGAACAAGAAGCGGCAACAAGUGCAAGGCCAGGAUACAAAGGUUUCCAGCAUCUUCACAGGGUGUGUUGUGCACGUGAAUGGAUACACAAGGCCAAGCAUAGCUACAAUCCACAAGCUGAUCAUCCUUAACGGUGGGAAGUUCAUCCAUCAUCUGAGCUCCAAAGGUGCUGCCACCCACAUCAUUGCGGAGAGGUUGACACCAAGGAAGCAGGCUGAGUUCAAAAACUACAAAGUUGUCCGACCUCAAUGGGUGCUGGAUUCAAUAGAAAGGGGGUCACUUCAGCGAUGGAGUGACUAUUCGCUUAUUGAGGUGGAUUAUGGACAGCAAAGGCUCCAGUUUAGGAAUGAAGACCAGACGAAUCCUCAUGCCAAACAAGAUGAUGAAGAUGAAAGUGAGAUUGGCCCUUCAAUUGAACCAAUGUCUGAGAUUGUUGAUACUACUGAUGGGACUACAACGAUUGACUCCAAACACCCCGACUUCCUCAAACAGUUCUUUGCCAAAUCUAGAUUGCACCAUUUGUCCACUUGGAAAGCUGACUUGAGACUGGAGUUCCUGAACAUGGUGAUUGAACAAUCGAAAUCACAAGGGCAUAUGCCUACUGGUGCCUCUCAUAGGAUCAUAGUACAUGUUGAUUUUGAUUGCUUCUUUGCAACUGUUUCUGCACUGAAGAGGCCUGAUAUCGACUUCCAAAACCAACCAGUCUGUGUUUCUCAUGGAGGCACCAAGCCUGGCUCCACAGCUGAUAUUGCCAGCUGUAACUACGUUUGCAGGAAGUACGGAGUGAAGAACGGUAUGUGGGUGAGGCAGGCAAAGAAGCUGUGUCCCGAUUUGAUCUGUCUAGACUACGACUUCUUGGGGUAUGAGACUGCAUCGAAGAAGCUGUAUGAGAUUUUACUUGGAUUAAAGCCUGACUGUAUACUACCAGUGAGUAUUGAUGAAGCUCUCUUGGAGAUCUCUUCUCUGAUUGAUGAUGAAAACACUGUUGAACAGGUGCAAGGCUUCUGUGAGUCCUUGAGACGAGAGAUCUAUGAACAAACUCGAUGUACAGUAAGCGUUGGUGUCUCUCACAAUGUCCUGUUGGCCAAGUUAUCACUUAGAAAGGCGAAGCCCAAUGGAUACUUCUACCUACACGAGAAUUUUGAGGAAUUCUUACACAAUAUUCCCGUGAGCAGUCUACCAGGAGUUGGUGGAGCUAUUGUCAACAAGCUUAUCAGUCAAGUCUUUCCACAUUCGAGCUCAGAGAUAACUAUUGGUGAGAUCCAAGGCCUCGAAAGAGCAAAUCUGGAGAAGGUAUUUGGCGUAAAGACAGGAACCAAACUGUUUGAGUACGCACACGGGAUCGACCAUACAUCCAUUGAUAUUAACAGUAACCCAGAGGCAUUCACGAGGAAGAGCAUCUCAAUCGACAUUAACUGGGGGAUUAGAUUCGACUCAAUCGCACAGAUUGACGAGUUUCUCUUCCGAGUUUCCGAAGAGAUUUGCAACAAGUUACAACUCAUGAAGAUGUGUACUUCCCAGGUGACAUUGAAGAUAUUAAAGAGAUCCAAAGGUGCUCCAAUUGAGCCACCCAAGUUUCUUGGUUGUGGACAAUGUGACAGUUUCAGCAAGAGCUCAAGAUUGGGGAUUCCCAGCGAUGAUUAUAGGACGAUUGGCAUGGAGGCACGUAUCCUGUUUCGUAACAUUGGUUGUGAUCCACUGGAGUUACGUGGUGUAUCGAUACAAGUGACAAAACUGAUUGAAAAGGGUAAGGAGGUGCAAAUGAGACUGCCAUUUGCCCGUUUAGAUGCUCCAAAGACAGCACGACUUGAAGGCAAGGAACAGCACAGUGAUACACCUAUGGAAGAUAAAGACAUUGAUGCUCAAGUGUUUGAGCAAUUACCACCCAGUAUUCAAGAAGAGUUGAGAAGCGAAUUGAGAAGGAGAAACAUCACUAUUGGCGAACGGACUCCUAAGAGGAAGAGAGUAUAUUAUCAGCAGGUUUUCACUAGAACUGGAGCUUCAGAAGUUAUCAGGAUUAUUUCACCACGGAAGUCGCCUUCUAAAUCGCCUCUGAAGAAGUCUCCCACUAAGAAGUCACCUGUCAAAGACGUCAAGAGGCGUGAAACAAAAGUUGCCAAAGUUGAUGAGGACGUGUUGAAUGAAUUACCACCAUCUUUGAGAAAGGAGAUCUUGGAAGAAUGGGACGAGUACGAAAGGACAAACAUGACUGAGUUCGAUAGGCUCAGAGAACGUGGUAAACUGCCAGAGACCAAGUUUCACAACAGUGCUAACAGCAUCGAAUCACUGGUGAUGGACGAUUUCGAGUGUAAGAUAAAUCUGAUCAUGUUUCAGAAGACGUCUCAACCUUCCAAGAUCAUCAAGCUCGUUGAUCGUUGGAUGAAGAAGACCGUCGAGAAAGGACCUCAUCACCGUGACCUCGAGCUGUUCCAAACAUACUUAUCGAAACUCAAACAUCAUAGCCAUCCAUUGUAUGCCGUGAUCAUUGAGCGUAUGCGUUUGAUUUCACGUAUUGAACCACUAUGCCAACGAUGGCUCAACAUCUUGACGACGCUGAUACAAGAAAGGCCUACAUAUAGGGACUAG